Messenger RNA from Apis mellifera (honey bee), 1556 nucleotides. RefSeq names its product glucosamine-6-phosphate isomerase (gene Oscillin). Gene Ontology annotation, molecular function: identical protein binding; glucosamine-6-phosphate deaminase activity. Gene Ontology annotation, biological process: D-glucosamine catabolic process; carbohydrate metabolic process; N-acetylglucosamine catabolic process. Lineage: Eukaryota; Metazoa; Arthropoda; Insecta; Hymenoptera; Apidae. The record is from RefSeq and is a predicted model, not a curated record. The coding region runs from base 331 to 1170 and encodes 279 amino acids. The transcript is spliced from 6 exons. Gene Ontology annotation, cellular component: cytoplasm.
AACAUUCUUGUGUUUAACAUAGCGCACAUAAGAUUUAAGAAUGUAACUAAAUAAGUUUUUACAAAGAAACAAUAUAUUAAAUAUAUUUAAUAUACUUAUUAAUUUUGCAAGAUUUAAAUAAAAAUUAAUAAAAAGAAAAUAAUAAAUAAGAAUAAAAUGCAUUUAAUUUAUUUUAAUGAAAUUAAAUAUUUCGUGUAAAGAUAAAUAUGAAGAUAAUGUAAAACUUAAGUAUACAUCAUUUUUCUGUGUGUUCAGAUAAAAAGGUCGUUGUCAUAAGAUAUCUUUUUAUAUAAGUGUAUAUAAAGUGUUAUAAUAUAAAAUAAAUUUAAUAUGCGUUUAGUAAUUUGUGAUACAGUGGAUUAUGUAGCAGAAUGGUCUGCUAAAUAUGUUUUAAAAAGAAUUAAUGAUUUUCAACCAAAUGAAAAUAAAUAUUUUAUUCUUGGUCUCCCAACAGGUGGUACACCUUUGGGAAUGUAUAGAAAACUUAUAGAAUAUUAUAAAGCAGGAAAAAUUUCCUUCAAGUAUGUAAAAACUUUUAAUAUGGAUGAAUAUGUUGAUUUACCCAGAGAUCAUCCAGAAUCUUAUCAUUAUUAUAUGUAUAAUAAUUUCUUUAAGCACAUAGAUAUAGAUCCACAAAAUGUGCAUAUUCUUGAUGGUAAUGCACCUGAUCUUAUAAAGGAAUGUGAUGAUUUUGAAAACAAAAUUAAAGAAGCUGGUGGUAUUGAAUUAUUUAUUGGUGGUAUUGGUCCAGAUGGUCACAUAGCUUUCAAUGAACCAGGUUCUUCCUUAGCAUCACGUACAAGAGUAAAGACAUUGGCGCAAGAUACAUUAGAAGCUAAUGCAAGAUUUUUUGGAAAUGAUAUUUCCAAAGUACCAAAUCAAGCAUUGACUGUUGGUGUUGGCACAGUGAUGGAUGCUAAAGAAGUAAUGAUUCUCAUCACAGGUUCUCAUAAAGCAUUUGCUCUUUAUAAGGCAAUAGAAGAAGGUAUUAACCAUAUGUGGACUGUAUCAGCUUUUCAACAACAUCCUCGUACAAUAAUUGUUUGUGAUGAAGAUGCAACUUUAGAAUUACGUGUGAAGACAGUAAAAUAUUUUAAGGGUCUCAGUGCUAUACAUCAAAAAUUGAUUGAGGAAGAUGGAAAUACGAUUCUUCGUCGUUCAGUACAAUAAAAAGAAAUGAAUUUAUGGAAUUUGUAAUUUAUGAGAUUCAUAAUAUAUAAUUCAUAAUUAACAAAUUUGAAAAACCAAUUUAAAAUAUAAAAUUUUAUCGUUUUAUGUAUAUAUAUAUAAAACGUGUGGAUAUAUAUAUAUAUAAAGUCUUAUAUAAAAAAUGACUUAAAAUUAAUGGAUCUGACAAAUUCCUUAUUACAUAUAUCAUGUGGAAAAGAUCAUAUUGGAUAUGAAAAUUUUAUAUAAUACAUACAUACAAACACACACACACACACACAUAUAUUUCAAUAAAACAUGAAUUUUAAAUUUAAAACAUAAUAUUGUUAUUGUUUCAUAUUUUUGUAUCAUUAUAUUUUUUCAUAAAUAAAUUUAUCCUUUUUAUCAUA